This is a messenger RNA of Empidonax traillii (willow flycatcher), 4199 nucleotides long. RefSeq names its product cytoglobin (gene CYGB). Gene Ontology annotation, biological process: oxygen transport. Lineage: Eukaryota; Metazoa; Chordata; Aves; Passeriformes; Tyrannidae. Gene Ontology annotation, molecular function: iron ion binding; oxygen binding; heme binding. The transcript has 3 exons. The coding region runs from base 455 to 994 and encodes 179 amino acids. The record is from RefSeq and is a predicted model, not a curated record.
AAAAAAAAAAAAAAAGAGAGAGAAGGAGGGAGGAGUGGGAGAGAGGAGGAGAGAGGGAGAAAGUGAGCUCACGUUCACACAUUGGUGAAGAGGCUGGUCUUGCAAUGCCUUUGAAUAUUUUACUUUUAGGCAGUUCCUCAUCAGUCAGCCACACACAUCCGAGGCGAGCUGAAGCGAACUAGAGCCAUGGACAGCGCUGGGAGAUCUGAGAUCUGAUUGCAUGCAGCAACCCUCCGGGAUAUUUUUUAAAUUACAUAUAUAAACACGCCGACAGGCAGCCGAGCUCGCACUCACACACACACACACACACACACACACACACUCUCUCAUACACAUCCACACGUCUCGGAGCCGCCGAGCAAACACCUUGUCUCCUCUCGCAGGAUAUACCCGCUCGCACACAUCUCUCUUUAUCUCCUCCUGGCUUCCCGGAGGAUCCUGCCGGCUGUUUUUCAUGGAGAAAGUCCAGGGAGAAAUGGAGAUUGAGAGAUGGGAAAGAAGUGAAGAGAUCUCAGACGCAGAGAAAAAGGUUAUUCAAGAGAUAUGGAGCAGAGUAUAUGCGAACUGCGAGGACGUUGGGGUCUCCAUACUCAUCAGGUUUUUUGUGAACUUCCCCUCGGCCAAGCAGUACUUCAGCCAGUUCAAGCACAUGGAGGACCCUCUGGAGAUGGAGAGGAGCUUGCAGCUGCGUAAGCACGCCCGGCGGGUCAUGGGUGCCAUCAACACUGUGGUGGAGAACCUCAAUGACUCCGAAAAGGUCUCCUCCGUCCUGGCCCUGGUGGGCAAAGCCCACGCCCUCAAGCACAAAGUGGAGCCCGUCUACUUUAAGAAACUCACUGGUGUCUUGGUGGAGGUGAUUGCUGAGGAAUACCCCAACGACUUCACCCCGGAGGCUCACGGUGCCUGGACCAAGAUGAAGACCCUCAUCUACACCCACGUGACGGCGGCGUACAAGGAGGUGGGCUGGGCUCAGUACCCCACUGCCACCCUGUGAGCAGCCAGCGGGGCCAGGCGAGGGGCAGGGAGGGCUUCACUCACCCCAGGACUUCACUCUGGUCUCUUCUCAAGAUCUUUGCUCAGUCUGGGGAGCCCGGUAGGGCCAGCUCUGUCAGCUGCCAAGUCACAAUUUGAUCUCCAUGGGGUUUAAAAACAAACUACAUAAGCCGAAAAAACCUGUAGAACCACAAAGGGUGUGGGUGGGUCGGGGUGAAGCAGUUGCAGGGCACGCUGGAAGGGGAUGCAGAGGGUGAGGGGAGAGCGCUGGUUGUUGGCUCCAUCUCACUGUCCUGGCCUGUCCACCACCCCCUCCCAAAUCCUGCACCUCGCUCGCGCCAUCUCAAGGUCCCUUGCACAAGCGCUGCCGCCCCGUUCGAUGAUGAACAACACAACCCUCAUUUUCCACGCAAAGCCCCUGGGUUAGGCCCGGCUUUGGGGGGGCACAGUGCUUAUGGAGACGUCCAGCUGCCCAGCUGGCACCGAAAACGCGUUGCUUUGCACUUUGUGUAUCACCUGGCAGGGUGGCAGAGCUGACAGCUGUGCCCACACCGCUCUCGGUGCCCGUCACCCUGCGCCCUGGGCUGGCAGCAGCCUCUCCCGUCACCCACAGUCCCUCUCCUUGGCUGGCUGCUGCAAACCCCCCUGGGGCUGGAGGGAGUGAGGGGGCGGGAGAGCCGUGCUCCUGCAGCGUGAGAGAGUGGGGAAGGAGGGGGAUGCCUUUGGGCUGCCUCCCCUCGUGGCUCGGAGCAUGGCGUGUAGGUGGGAUCCCUGUGUCAUAUGUAGGGAGCUGGUGAGUCCACCCACUGCCCUUCAGCUCCCUGAGGAUGAGCUUGGGUGGCACAUGUUGUGCCAUUGCCCUGGGAAUGGUGUGUGCAGGUCUGUCUGUCCAGCUCUGCCCUGCACGGUGAGAAAGGGGGGGCUUCGGGCUGGGAUCAGGAGGGGAAAGAUGGCAUGGACACAGCAGGAGGGGUUUCUGGGUGUGAAGAAAGGUCCCUUCUCUGCCAAAAUUAAUAACUAACCUGUUGUAUAUUUACAUAUUCCUGCCCUCUUGGUGAAACUGGGCUCCUUCAAAUAAAGUGCCUGGUAGAAAUCAGCCCCUGCAGGAGCUGUGUCCCCCACCCGGGGACAGCAGUGCUCCUGUCUGUGCCCGACAAAGGCUUCUCCCCAGCCCCCCAAAAAGUGGCUGCAGGGCUCGCAGCACUCAUCCCGCCUCCAACACCAACUCCAGCUGAGCCUGGGGGUCAGUCUGCUUGGUUUGUGCCUCAGUUUCCCCUGCAGUUGCAGAAAAAGGGAGGAGGAGCAGCCCCGUUGCCUCCUGCCCACGAGUGGUUGGAUUUAUAGGAUUUCUGGGAACUGAUUGGCAGAGGGUUGAGGAUGUGUCAGAUGUACUGGGAUGCUUUGGAAUCCUUGUCAUCCAGUAUUUCCCUAAAGGUCUCUUAUUUUUAGAGCUCUAGCACUAAGGGCAAUGUUAUCUGUUGAAGUGGAAGGGGGUUCCCUUCCAAGAUUUCCUCUGGCCUCACUCCACUACUUGUCCUGGAGAGCUGGCAGCUUCCUGAGAGAGACCAGCUCCUCUCCUGGAUGCCAGCGGGAUAGGCAGAGAGCCCAAGGUUGCUUCUGGGAUCCCCACGGCCACCUUGGGGACAUCCCCCUGCCGUGGGGACACGGACCCCAGCCCUGCCCUUUCCAUUGUUUCAGGAUGUCAGCACUGCCCCUGGCUGGGGUGUGACCCCAGGACUGCUGCUCAGAGCAGGAGGGCAGGUGUGUCUGGGUGAAUGUGCCCCUCCUUGGAGUGCUCUGUGGGAUGCAGACAGGAGUUUGUGCCAUCACCCAGUGCCCUGGCUCUGGGCAAAGUGGAUUUGGAGAAGGCUCUAAACCUCUUGGCUGCAUUCCCCAGUGCUCCCUUGCCUUCCUGCAGAGCCACAGGACCAGAAUUAGUCCCAGAAUAGCUCCAGAGCUUCAGUAAUGUCACUACAGACAAUCUGGCCUUGCAGUUCUUUCCUUCCUACAUCCCACAGUAAAACUGAUGGAGUGAUGGCAGGUCCUGGGUGUCCAUCGAGGUUUGGGUGGAAAUAACAGCUCGGGGCACAGCUGUCCUUGGCAUGGCAGGGUGUGAGGUCAAGGGGUUUGUAAAAGGAAGGCACAGGGUGACAGGUGAUGCUGCCUUUGCUCACAGGGUGGGCUGCCAUUUAGAGCCAACACCCCCAAAAUUCAGCCCACCAGCCCACACUGGUGAAGGUGCCAGCAGCUGCUGCCUCUGGCUCCCAUCAGGGUGUCAAAGCAGCUUCUCAUCCCUCACGUCAGUGAAGGCAUCCUUCAAGCAGCUGCUGCUGCCCAGAUCGAGGAUGGAUGGGAAAAACCCGUUCAGGAUUGACUUUGCUCCAGUGCAGGACUGGAGAGCGAUCGCUUGGACAAGACUGUUAGAUCAUAUUUUUGUGUGCACACAUCACAGGACUCUCACGAGCACAACUUCCCCGGUUCCUGCCAAAACCUUGAGGCCAGCAGCACAUAUUUUUGAUGAGUUCAUGUACUCCCUGUGCUCUGGGGAUGCUGGGCCAGGGGUGUUUCCGUACAGGGAUGUUUCAUCUUCAGACAAAAUUUGCACAUUAACCUUCGAGGUUAAUAUUGUCCAGGUGGGAAUUUUAUUUUUGCAGUGCAAGCCCUUCCCCUCCCUUCCCACGACAAAAACUGGGCUCCCAGUCCACAGGGAAGCCACUUUGGGGUGGCUGGAAAGUCCCCGUGUUUGUACCUGACCCACCCGAGUGCCUUGGUUUUUGGGGAGCAGCAGGGAGGUCCUCCCACUUGGUUUCUCCUUUCUUUUUUUAUGUCCCUAGAAAAAAACUGACCCAGGGCCUCGUGUGCCCAUGCAUGUGUGUGCUGGGCUUGGGGUUUUUUCCAGGAACGUUUUCCUAAAGCAAAUCCAGAUGUGUGCAGCUGCUGUCCCUCGAGGAGCACCCCCACACACACCCCCCCCAUCAGCCAAAUUGCAGGCCAGUCCAAUAGAUGCAAACAAAAACAUGUUUAUUUUUACCAGUUUCGUAGGAAGUAUCAUGAAGCAGGAGGGCAGCCAGGGCAAAGCUCCGGGGGGGAGGAGAUAAAGCGAACGCCCCCUCUUUGCCGCCCGCAGCAGAGGAGGUAUUGCUUAAACCGGGGAAAAUUCUCAUCUGGGGAGAGAUGAAAAAGAACAGAAAAAGGAAAAAAAAAAA